GGGGUGGGGGUCUCUCAGGGUUUGGCUGUUUGCCUGCACCAGACUCCAGAUGUGUGAGCUCAGCUGUUGCCUCUCACUUGAAUGACAACUGGUCUUUUCCAUUUUCUGCAGCAAAGUGUCAAUGUUGCAAUCCCUCUGUGCCCUGUGAUCAUCACUGCAAUUCUUAGCCAUUGCCAUGAGACGGUCCAGGCAGGUCCAGCAAUCCUCUCUGCCCUCACACACAAACAUCUGUCUCAAGUCUGAUUUGCCUUUCUAUUUCAGUGACAAGCGAGUAGGAAUAUAGUAUUUGGAAUUAAGCAGUCGUCUUGACCUGGAGUAACAGGCUGAUGCUCCCUGAAUUAAAAGAAGUCUGAAAAGGCCCUGUAGUCCAGGUCAAUCGUACUCCCAAGGCAUCGUUGAUGACAUAUAAGACAGCCUGGCACGUCAGCAGAAUUUGGAGGAGGAGGCCAAUCACUAGAGGGGCAGAGAUUCUUUCCAAUCAGCUUUUGUUCUCCCUGCAAACUAAAGCCUGAAAACCCAAAGAACUCAUUAUAAAGCUGAGAUAAAGCUACCAGUUGAAUCUUCUGAGUGACAUCAUGGCUUUAGAUUUGGAGCAAAACGUCAACAAACUCGGGUUUGGAUUUCAGCGCAGCUCGGCAUCGGACGAUGAUUCUGGCUGUGUUCUGGAAGAAUAUGCAUGGGUUCCACCAGGUCUAAAGCCUGAACAGGUACAGCUAUAUUUCUCAUGCCUUCCAGAAGAUAAAGUCCCCUACGUUAACAGUGCGGGAGAGAAAUACAGAAUUAAGCAACUUCUGUACCAGCUACCACCACACGAUAAUGAGGUGCGGUAUUGCCAGUCCCUGAGUGAGGAAGAAAAGAAAGAGUUGCAAUUGUUUAGUGCACAGCGUAAGAAAGAAGCCUUGGGACGAGGAACUAUGAAACAAUUGCCAAGAUCACUUAUGCAUACAGUGUGUGAACAGUGUGGGGAAAAGAUAAACGGAGGUGAAGUAGCAAUAUUUGCCUCGAGGGCUGGCCCGAGUGUUUGCUGGCACCCAGCUUGCUUUGUUUGCUCAACUGGCCAUGAGCUCCUCGUCGAUCUUAUAUACUUUUACCAGGAUGGAAAAAUCCACUGUGGCAGACACCAUGCUGAACUUCUGAAACCACGCUGCUCAGCCUGUGACGAGAUUAUUUUCGCUGAUGAAUGCACAGAGGCUGAAAACCGUCACUGGCACAUGAAGCACUUCUGUUGCUUUGAGUGUGAAACUAUCCUUGGCGGACAGAGAUAUAUUAUGAAGGAUGGACGCCCAUACUGCUGCAGUUGUUUUGAAAGCCUUUAUGCAGAGUAUUGUGAAGCCUGCGGGGAUCACAUAGGAGUUGAUCAUGCACAAAUGACCUAUGAUGGCCAACACUGGCAUGCCACUGAUAAAUGCUUUUCUUGUGCCCAUUGUCGGACGACACUACUCGGGUGUCCUUUUCUUCCAAAACAAGGUCAGAUAUUCUGUUCAAAAGCUUGCAGUUUGGGAGAAGACAUACAUGCGUCAGACUCUUCUGACUCUGCCUUCCAAUCUGCACGAUCCAGAGAAUCCCGCCGAAGUGUGCGAAUGGGAAAAAGCAGUAAGUCUGCAGAUCAAUGCAGACAGUCGCUGUUGUUAUCGCCUACAAUCAAUUACAAAUGUCCAGAUGGCUCCAUUAAGGGAGAUGAUCCCCUUUCCCAGCAAAUGGAUGUCCUCAGCCUUAACAGCCAAACUACAAGUCUGAGUAGUGAUCACUUUUGGAAAGGCAGAAUGGACCCAGAUGCACCCGAACACGAAGAGUGGGCAGAACACGAUGACUAUAUGACCCAGCUACUACUUAAAUUUGGAGACCGAGGAAUCUUUCAGCAGUCAAAUGAAGGCAAUAGGCAGUGUGACCCCUGGAUGUCAGAUAGUGAAGUCAAAAGCAAGUCUGAGCUGAAGAGCCAUCAUCAAGGCUUAGCCAGCAAGAAAUAUCAAUCAAACAUGUACUGGGCACAAUCGCAGGACAAUCUGGGAGAUUCAGCCUAUGGAAGUCAUCCAGGUCCUGCCAGCAGCAGAAAGAUUCAAGAAUUAGAUAUUGAACAUGGUGCUACCAGUUACAAACAUGAGCAAAACCCAUGGUAUGAAGGUUCCUUGGAAUGCCUGACAAAUCAGUCGAAGCCAGCAGAAGAAAGUGUUAGAGAUUCUGUGGAUUCGUUGGCCCUAUCCAACAUCACAGGAGCUUCAAUUGAUGGGGAAAGUCAAAGUCAGCAGAGGUCGUCCAUGUUUGCUCUGCAAGAUUUUCAAGAAAUGGAGAAUGACUGUGAAAAAAUGAGCACAAUGGGAACCAUGAACUCCUCAAUGCGUCAUCGCAGCACAGAGUCCCUCAAGAGCCUGACUUCAGAACUCUGUCAGGUUGUGGUGCCAGAAGAAAAGCAAAAGCCUCUCUACCUCCCUAUACUAAGGAGAUCAGAAUCCCAAUCAAGGUCACAGCAAGUUAAAUUCUCUGAUGACGUGAUUGACAACAGGAAUUACGAGGAGAUUGAAAUUCGCCGGCCUCCAAUGAGUGAACGAGCUCGCAGACGUGCAUACAAUUUUGAUGGACAUAGCAAUAGGCACCAUCACCGGCGCCGUAGGAGCAGGAAGUCCCGUUCAGACAAUGCACUACACCUGGCCACGGAGAGGAGGGGUCAAAGGGAAAGACCUCGUCUCUGCUCGCCAGAGGACUAUGACAAACUAAUGCAGGCCAAAAGCUCACAAGAAGUUCAAACGUACAUUCAAAACCAGGAAAUGUACAGGCAGUAUACUCCAAGUACAGACUAUGCACUGCAGAACCAAGUGGUAGAUAAAUUUCUUGGUUUAUAUGGUGACGAUGACGAUUCCUGGUGUUCAACAUGCUCUUCAUCAUCUUCAGAUUCAGAGGAAGAAGGCUAUUUUCUUGGACAACCUAUCCCACAGCCAAAGGCCCAAAGAUAUCAGUGUUACACAGAUGAUCUUAGUGAGCCUUCCUCGGUGUUGUCUACUUCCAUUGUGGGACCAAGGACCUCCAAACCCACAAAGAAAAAGGGACACAAAAGCAAAAAUUGUAUUAUUUCGUAGAAGAAUUGGUACAAACCAUUCAACAAAGAAUUUUGCUUGUGUUGGUUGAGCCUGUGAAUUCAGGAGCUUAUGAUAAAGAUGUAAAUUAACUCAAGAACACCCAUAGAUCACAUUUUGGCAGACAAUGCUACAAGUACAAUAUAAAUUCAGAAAAGUCUACACUUGUGGGUGAACUUAUUGGUAACACUUGUUGCUUGUUUCUUUGGCCAUCAGCCUGGAGUUGUUCAACCAUUGAAUUCAACAAUAAACUGUUCGCUGACAGGUUGACACUUGCAGAAGUGGUUCCGUUGACAUUAACGCUUUUAACUUUGUAACCUUUUGAUAUGUUUUAUGGUGCUUAAUGUUAUAUGGUCUUAAAUGUUCACUUACAUUAAAGUAUUUGCAAUGAAUUUGUGGAGUCCUGUAGCUCA
Molecule: messenger RNA, 3481 nt
Organism: Callorhinchus milii (elephant shark)
Lineage: Eukaryota; Metazoa; Chordata; Chondrichthyes; Chimaeriformes; Callorhinchidae
Gene: prickle1b
Product: prickle homolog 1b
Molecular function (GO): zinc ion binding
Source: RefSeq, a predicted model, not a curated record